CAUAACUAGUGUUAGGAUAUUUUUCAGCGUGAUCAUCAUUAUUGAGAAAAAAAAUGGCCAAGUUAAUUCAAUUCUUUGAGUUGAACACAGGGGCCAAGAUUCCUUCUGUUGGGUUAGGCACAUGGCAAGCCGAACCAGGAAUUGUAGCAAAAACUCUCACCACAGCCAUUGAGGUUGGAUACAGGCACAUUGACUGUGCUCAAGUUUAUGACAAUCAAGCAGAGAUAGGUUCUGCACUUAAGAAGAUUUUUGAUGAUGGUGUGGUGAAGCGUGAGGACUUAUGGAUAACUUCCAAACUCUGGUGUAACGAUCAUGCUCCAGAAGAUGUACCAAAAGCUUUGGAUAGAACAUUACACGAUUUGCAACUUGACUACGUUGAUCUCUAUCUGAUCCACUGGCCAGUCCGCACGAAAAGUGGAGCAGUUGGAUUCAAGAGAGAAUAUCUAGAACAAACAGACAUUCCUGGCACAUGGAGAGCAAUGGAGGCAUUCUAUGACUCUGGCAAGGCUAAAGCCAUAGGAGUGAGCAAUUUCUCUUCAAAGAAGCUUCAAGAUUUGUUGGAUGUAGCAAGAGUGCCUCCUUCUGUUAACCAAGUGGAAUUGCACCCAGGAUGGCAGCAGCCACAGUUGCAUGCAUUUUGUGAAUCCAAAGGAAUACAUAUAUCAGGAUACUCUCCACUAGGCUCACCAGGGAAUCUGAAAAGUGACAUUCUUAAGAAUCCUGUUGUCGUAGAGACUGCAGAGAAACUGGGGAAGACACCAGCUCAAGUGGCCCUUCGGUGGGGAUUGCAAUCAGGUCAUAGUGUGCUGCCAAAAAGUAAUACUGAGUCCAGGAUCAAGGAAAACUUUGAUGUCUUUGACUGGUCUAUUCCCGAAGAAUUAAUGGCCAAGUUCUCUCAAAUUAAGCAGGAUAGGCUAAUUAAGGGCACAUCUUUUACUGACGAUACCUAUGGUCCCUAUAAGAACAUUGAAGAACUCUGGGAUGGUGAGUGAAGUAUGAGAAAUGUUUAUCAUUGAGAUGUUGACAAUUACACUGUUCCUCAAGCAGAUUGGUUCUUCCUUAUUAUUGUUAAGAACACAAAAUAUGUAACCAAGACUUAUUUUUCAUGUAUAGUUAUUGUAUCUUCUAUUUGAUAUAGGAAAACUUAGUGCAGUGAAUAUGUCUAGGGGCCAAAUGAAUUUAUAUCUACAAUGUCAAUACGUUUUGCUUA
This is a messenger RNA of Vigna umbellata (rice bean), 1210 nucleotides long. Its product is annotated as NADPH-dependent aldo-keto reductase, chloroplastic-like. The record is from RefSeq and is a predicted model, not a curated record. Gene Ontology annotation, molecular function: oxidoreductase activity. NCBI's taxonomy places the organism in Eukaryota, Viridiplantae, Streptophyta, Magnoliopsida, Fabales, Fabaceae.